Messenger RNA from Diversispora eburnea, 293 nucleotides. The record is from the annotation of a GenBank genome assembly. Lineage: Eukaryota; Fungi; Glomeromycota; Glomeromycetes; Diversisporales; Diversisporaceae.
AAGAUUCAGACGAAAAUUCUCAGGAUAGUAAUACUUCUGAUUUAAAUAUGACCACAAUACCAGAAUUAGCUGAUGCCAUAGAUGGCUAUUUAGAUAAUACUAGAAUAAACAGCUCCGUUCUAGUCAACCAAAUAAAAAGAGCUACAAGGCAGAUUCGACGUAAAUAUACAAAUCUCCAAACUGACCAAAUAAAUGAGCAACGGGUAAGGUACAAUGUUGAGGCAGAGCGGGAUAAUGCCUUGAAUGAUCUUAACAUGAUGAUUACUGUAUAUAACAAUGAAGUAAAAGAAUGA